AUGUAUCCGCCCUCCGGUAUUCCGCAGUGGCCUCCGCAACGGGCAACAAGCCCUUUCGCCGCUGCGCCUGCUGGAAAUGUCGGGGUCAACUUGAGUGAUGAAUUGGCGACAAAGGUGGCAGAAGUCACCAUAUUGCGUAGCCGGCUGCAAGCAUCCGAGCGCGAGAAUACUCGCUUGGAGAAUGAGCUGGCCUCUGCAAAGGAUUCUGGCCCCUCCAAGCAGUCGCAGCAGCGCCAAGAACUGGAGCGAAUCCAUGGCGAGCUGCAAUACGCCCGUCAGGACUUAAUCUCUUCGGAGGACGAGCGAAAACGCUUGAGACUCACGGUGCAAAAGAUGCAGCAGGAAAUGGAAGAACUUAAAGCACGGGCUCCUGUCGAGGAACCUGCCAAGGACCAGAUUCGCCAUGCAGAGCCCAAGCCUGCACCACAGCCACAGCCCCGGCUUGAGUCGGGAGGGGAGGAGCAGGAACCAAGGAACCGCUCCAUACGAGAACAUCGCAGCUGCGACGAGCCCAUGAAUGAGGACAUGAGCAAGCAACAUGUCGGGAUUCUCGUUGGCCUUGCUGAGCGUUUCGGCAGCUGUGAGAGGCAGCGCCUCGCGUUGCAAGCUGCAGUCACGAGCUUCCCCCAAGCUCCCCAAUCUGUACACGAGGCAUCUUGCGCAGCAGCGGCAUUGUUGCUGGGAGGGCUCGAAGAUUUCCAGUGGGCUUCUCUGAGUGCCGGAGCGACUUUCUUGAAGCACUGGUUCGGACUCUUCCCUCUACACCUGCCAGAAAUCGCCGAGAGAAUCGUCAAAGGCAGGAAGGCGACCAACUCCCUCUUCUCUGCCAUGGCUGCAGUCUUCCAUUCAGCCGUUCUUGACGCGACAAACUCUGAUGAAGAGGAGGCCUUGUUGCGGGAAGGUUGCGCCCGCGAAUUUCUUGCAGCUCUCUUGGAGGCUGCCAGCAAACUCCCUGGAAACUUGUUUGCAGUGCUGUCACCAGUGCUGGAGAAGCCUUCGCUUUUCGCCUUGAUCUGCGAAGAUCCAGCACCUGACAGCCUUCAUUUGCCCAGCUUGCGGCUACUGGAAGUGCUGAUGGCAAGCCCGAGUCUGUUUACUCUCGCCCAUCAGGCAGAAACGGACGAGAACGUCCUCCUAGCAGUGGCCAACGUCUUGAUGAUUCCAUCAGUGAAGACUGCAGAGUCUGCAGAGUCUGUGGCAGAGGACAGCGUGGAGCGCCAGGAAUGCCGGGUAGCGAGCCUGGAACUGCUGCAGCGCUGCCUGGCAACGGCACCGAGCCCGGACUUCAUUUUGCAGCUGCGCGGGGCGGCAGAAGGUGAGGAAGUGGACGAGGUGGACACGGUCUUGCAGCGUGUGGUGCUCCUCUGCCACCACGAGCUGCUCUGCCUGCGCCUGGGAGCCCGGGCGCCAGCGCCACAGCGGAAGCGAGCGGCUGAGCUGUCCCUCUUCAUACUUUCUGGAUGGCUCUGGCACGCGUUUGGACCUGCACUGAGCUCUCAAGAGCAGACGGGUGAGCUUUCCUUGAAGCUGUGCAAUCAGCUGGGGAGAACAAGAAUACUUAUUGAAUCCAUCAUCGAGAUGGUCCAGGUGCUGAGUUCUCAGACGUGCUUCAAGGCAUUCCUCAGCAGUGCCUCGGCUUUGCGGAUGCUUCUCCCUUUCACGGAUGGCGACCGUCAAGCCUCUAGUGAGAUCUCCAGGUACUGGCCGAACGCGCCUCGGCCGAAGCCCAAUGACCUGCCGGACCCAGCGCGACCACCUCAGGUGCCGCCGGGCCCCGCCACUCCGGCGAGGGCGAAGGCGCGAGCGCUGGAGCCGCAAGGUGCGCAAGAAGCAGAGGAGACUUUGCACGUCUCCCACGAAGAGCAGGAAGUCUUAGCACGCUUCGCUCGGAGCGAAGAACUGAAAUCCCUGCGCAGACAGCUCCGCCAGGACAUGAAGGCUCUGGAGAACUUCUUGGAGGAGAUGCAAACGAAGGAUCCGCUGCUGAUGAGGAUCAUCGCCACCAACAAGCAGGCGUUCAUGAAAAUGGCUCUCAGUGGUCUUGCUGAAGAGGCACGGGCGGAGACAAAGCUGGAAAAGGAGGAGACUUCACAAUCGGAAGCCUCCGAGUUUCGAGCUGUCGUCAAGCAGAAGGAGGCGAAGAAGCAGCUGCGAACACAGCGCGCCCUUCUGCCAACCACGUCUAGCUCCCACACGCUGGCCUUGCUUCACAGCCCCUAUAGCUGCGCGGUAUGCAAGGCGACAUCAGCCACGCACGAGCUCUUCCUGUGCAGCUCCUGCCAGAGCGUCCGGUUCUGCAGCCGUGAGUGCCAGAGGAAGUUCUGGCCCAGGCACCAGACUGUUUGCCGCUUCAUAGCAUCUGUCCGGGGCGGCCUGCUGAAACAGGUCUCUGGACAGCGCUGGAUGCAGGAUGCACUGCCACAAGUCGUUGACGUUUGGACUCGAUCGAGGAGUCAGCUGCCUCAGCCGUGGGAGUUGGAGCAGCUCGUGCACUUGCCGCGCUGCCGGGUCUGCAGAACCGUGCCGGCAACGCUGGUCUGCCCAGUGUCUCGUUACGCAGGGUAUUGCUCUGAGGCUUGUAUCCAAGAAGAUGAGGAGCAUCAGAGUUCCUGGAUGUGCAGCCAGGUGCGUUCGACUGCAGUGGCAGCCUACUUUAUGCACAAGGCUGGCGGAUGCUGCAGCUUUACGACGCGCUGCUCCGCAGAGGAGUUGCCGGCUUCCAUCUUCGAAGGGGGAUGGCAGGAGUUUGUGAAGUGUACAGAGCUGCAGAGCGCGGAUGGCCAGCCCUUCAGCGACCUUGGAACGACGGCACAGCAGACCAUCAUCGAUGCAUUGUCCUUCCCGAUGAUUGCCAUCGAGGGCUGCAGGCUGGCCGGCCAGAGCUGGGAAAGCCUCCGUCACCUCAAGGUUCACGUGCUGGGAGCCUACGGGUCCACCCUCGCCGACCUUUACAAGUACGAGGAGUGGCUGCGGCGUGGAUGGAACCUCAAGUCCAUGGAGAUCCAUUUCAUCGGGCCUGAGGUGCAAAUCCCCAGCAGCGACGGCGACGUGGUAACGGCUUCGGUGAAGCUGGAUCUCUGCGACAGUCUCACGGCCCAAGAUCGUACAGCCACAUGCUUCUUUCACCGGUGUUCCAUCCUUGAGUUCAUCGAAGAGGAGGUGGCAUCUGGGGCCUCCCCACCAACAUUUCGACUGGCUUAUAGUCCAUCGCUGCAUCGUCUACCCCUUGGAGACGCAUCGGACCAGUGGGGUAAGGCCCUGCAGAGGCUCGCCGACUUAGAUGACACAGUCCUGGUCGUCAGCGAAAAGAAUACCGGAGAGAUCGCCGCGGAUCGCGAUCGUUUGCGAGAGUGCGGCUUUCGGGCCGUGGUGAAACCGCGAAUGUCAAACUUUCCAAGCCCGCUGGCACUUUACGACGACAUGAGCACGCCUGAGGAGAACCCUCUGGGGUUGAACAUCUGGAACAUGUCGCUGGCAGUCUUCAAGGCUUGCAAACCGGGAGACCCCGACACAGAUGCGGGCGAGGACGACAGCGACAGCGAGGCCGAGGAGGAAUCCGCUGACUCGGAUGAGGACCAAAAAGAGUCGAAGGAUGCCCUGCGGAAGUUGACAGAGCAAGCUGAGGCACCGUCAAUCGACGACUUCUCGGUUGGUGACCGUGUGCUGGUGAGAAAGUUCGUGAAAGGAACAGUCACAGGACUGCGAUGUAAUGGCUUUCCACAUGGCGUGCAGGUGCAGCACUCUGAUGGCUCCAGGAAGCAUUAUUUGCCAGAAGAGCUGAUCAAGAUUAAUGCUUCCACUGCCGUCCCAGCGCCCCAGCAGAACGGGCAGCUGGAUCUGGAGGAUGCAAGGUAUGACCUAUGCCUAGACACAGCUGGCCCGUGGAGCUGCGACGGGAAAUCCAUGGAGGACCUGCCUCACACAGACAGCGCAAACCCGGAGUCCUUCGUCGUCUCGCUUUCAGUCCGUUGCGACGGAGGCCAGGGCUUCCGAUCGCCAGUCACCAGCCGCGACACCACCCCUCCGUGCAGUGCCCAGUGGGGCUUGCGGAUUCCAGUCGACAUGUACUUAAGAUGCAGCACGUCCUCUGACAGAUGGAGAAGCUACAUAUCACAAGAGUGUCUUGAGAGUACUUGA
Messenger RNA from Symbiodinium necroappetens, 4137 nucleotides. The record is from the annotation of a GenBank genome assembly. Lineage: Eukaryota; Dinophyceae; Suessiales; Symbiodiniaceae.